Messenger RNA from Spodoptera exigua (beet armyworm), 977 nucleotides. The record is from the annotation of a GenBank genome assembly. NCBI's taxonomy places the organism in Eukaryota, Metazoa, Arthropoda, Insecta, Lepidoptera, Noctuidae.
AUGUGUCCCACUAGUAGCACACAAGGAGUAUCGAGAGCUCAGAGGUGGCUGGCUGAUGACGACAUAGUACGCUUCCUACAGUCACUGAACAACUGGACCGCAGUCAUGCACCCAGACGCCAAGCUCAGCGCCGAAGACUUAAAGCAAGCAUACGAACGCGAAGCAGAGAUCUUAGGCUCGAGUCUCGGUGACGGGGCCGUCACUCGCAAGGAAAUCAUACCUGAUAUCAACGCACUCGCUGACUUGGCCGUUUUAUGCGAAACUAUGGACUGGUUGAGCGCCAAUAUCAGAAGUCUGCCAUCCAUGUUGGGCGGACCAGGAGGACUCAACAAGCUUCCCGAAAAGUUCUUGAAUGAUAUUUCUACCAACGCCAAGCUGUUGGACGAUAUCUCACAUAAGUGCUUGCUUUUCUUACAUUUGGAGCUACGCAUCGAGUGCUUCCACUACCUGGGGCAGGAGGAGCGCGAGGAGGGCGCGGAGGGCGCGGAGGGGGCGGGCGCGGGCGGCGCGGCGCAGCUGGCGGGCGCGCUGCUGGCCUUCCACGAGCUGGCCGGCGCCGCGCUGGCGCCGCGCCGCGCCGCCUACGUGCUGGGCGGGCUCGGCGACAUGAUGUCGGCCGCCGUCGUGUGGCGCUGGCAGGGCGCGCCGGGCGGCGCGGGCGCCGGCGCCGCGCGCCUCGCCACGCUGCGACACUGUCUCGCCGCGCUCGGCCUGCCGCACUCCGGCCUGCAUCGCGCCCAUACCUACCUGCAUUUGCUCUCCUGCACGCCCGAAGAAAUAAUAACUUCAGUCCGGGAGAAAGGCGCCCAGUUCACGGAACUAGAAUACCUAAAUGCAUUCAAAGUGAUCGAAGCUCGCCGCGGCAUAUCGCCCGCUGACAUGAAGAUGCAUCUGAAACAACUUUCCGCUGCUUUGGGACAUGUUGGAGUUACUGUAUAGACUAGAAUAGAAAAUAUAAUUAUAUUGAAUUAUAAAAU